Messenger RNA from Zychaea mexicana, 1904 nucleotides. RefSeq lists its product as uncharacterized. The transcript is spliced from 2 exons. Lineage: Eukaryota; Fungi; Mucoromycota; Mucoromycetes; Mucorales; Lichtheimiaceae. Bases 473 to 1567 code for a protein of 364 amino acids. The record is from RefSeq and is a predicted model, not a curated record.
CCUCCUCUUUUUUUUUGCUUCCUUUGGUACACUAAGUGCUGUAAAAUUACAAAUGUCUCCCAUUCCACACGGCUGACCAAAGCCAUUCAACAUUACUGAGGAAGAAUGCAAAAUUCUCAAGUUUCCUUUGCUUUUCAACACACUCUCUGCAGAUGAAUGGGCGGACAUUGACAAAGUAGUAGAUGAGCUGUGGAAGGUGACAAGUUUGCGUGUCAAGGACACCAAGACGGUCAAAGGCUCACUUAUUCAAUCCAUUAACACCGUGGCAUUGAAUCGAAAGAACUGGUUCCAGUUGGUAUCUUAUUGCCACCAGCUGAUCGCCCAUUACAAACUCAAGAAGAUUACCGCAACAUUUAGUUUUGCAUGGACUCUGAAAAAGCAAAAACAGCGUGCCUUGGACCUGGGUACUGUGAACGGUGUCAAACUCUCGCAACUGGGUGCAGAAAAGUUUGGAAAGGAGCUCGACAAACUCAUGGAUGCUGUUGACAAGGAGAACCGUGAUCCGUCGCAGCCAACUGGUGCCACCACGACCGUCAAGCAAGAGCCAAUGCAGCAACAGCAAGGUGUAUUGGAAGAAUGUGCCGAAUACAUGACAAUGACUGAGGCCGAUGGUGUAGCUUUCAAAGAUUCGACCCUUGGCACGAUUAUCAAGCAAAAAGCAAUCAGUAUCUACUGCAAGUGGAAGAACGACAUGCCCCUAUCAGACCAAGAAUUGCAUUGGAUGGCCUGUGGGUUGUCUUCCAUCUUGGAUUUGACAAAAAUAGACUUGACUAUGGAAUUCUUGGACUGUACUAAGGACGAGCUGGAACAAGUGUCUAGUCCCCCAGUUGACAAGCGAAGUCGCAAGCAAUAUCAUCUCCCUGCCUUGGUGAAUCAAACAUAUGACAUUGUCGUGUCGCUAAUCGAAAAGGAACACAAUGUCAAGAAGGCCAUCUUGUACAUUCAGCAAAUCAAAACAAGCUGCCUUGACACAGAACGACUGCUUGCAGCACUGGUCACAUUGAUCAAGAUCGUUGACACCAACGCAUUUCUGCUCAACCCUGAUAACUCGGCCCGCGUGACAGAGUAUGAUUUCAUCACGCAAGUUUGGACACCCAUCCUAAAGUCAUUGAUUGAUAUUCAUGGUGUGUUGCGCAUGAAAAUUGGAGAGUCUAGUCCGGCCCAAGGCAUUGUUUGUCGCAAGCGCUCCUACAGUGACGCCCGAGUUGGAUUCAAGGUGGACUUGCGGCUGUUGUUUGAUUCGCGCCAAAAUGAACACGACCUGCUUGCUCUCGAAGCUGCAAAGGCGGGUGACGCAUCCAAAUUGUGCCAUGACAUUUGCAAACUUAUGCGCGAGGCCAAGGACAAUCUCGAUGCUAUCCUGCAGCACAUCCUGAAACGUCACAUGAAAAAGCCAGUCUUGUCCUGGUACAUGCACACCAAUGGUGUCAGUGCGCAUACUGGCACAGUUCACAUUGCUAAGGCUGGUCUUUAUUUGGCAUUGCAUGAAUCAAAAAACUCAGAUAAUGUCCUGUUACUGUUCCAAUUCUAUAACCAUCAGUCUCACACCAGAGCUUUCUCUUCUUGAUACGCUUCGGAACUCGCAAACUAACAUUAAUUAAACCUGUGGCAGAAAUUGCACCUAAAAUAGAUGUUGCUUUUGCUUUAGUCAUGGGCACUGUAACUACUGCAGGAGUGCCUUUCUUUGACCAAGCCAUACCCCGUUUCAAAUUAAUGUGAAAGGCGGAUUCAUCAAGAAAGACACAAUUUGUUGUGAAAUCCAGGAUGAAACUGUGCUUGCUUAAUAGACAGAUUACACUUAUUUGUCAUGAAGUUAUAAACAGUACUACGAGAAACGUUGAGAUCCUCAUAGUUUUGUUUCAAACUUUCCACCACUUCAUUGACAACGGCAGAAGGAUUCUCAU